Bipolaris sorokiniana ND90Pr is the source of this 588-nucleotide messenger RNA. RefSeq lists its product as uncharacterized. The record is from RefSeq and is a predicted model, not a curated record. NCBI's taxonomy places the organism in Eukaryota, Fungi, Ascomycota, Dothideomycetes, Pleosporales, Pleosporaceae. The transcript has a single exon. The annotation marks the transcript as partial.
AUGUACAUUGAUACGAAUACAACUACACUGAGUGAGGCAUUAUCUGUGCUUCGCGAUACACCAGAAAUCCGGCCAUGCCAAGCAUACUGCGACACGGAGAUUUCAUCAUGUCCACCAAGUCCAGAGAAUCUUGCCCCAAGUCCGUUACGGGUGAGGAAGGUCUAUCUAAAGCAGAUCGAUAUGAGUGCGCAAGCCUCAAUCGUCGACGCCUCUGAACAAGUCUCCCUCACUCGAGUUGUGACGUCCAGUUCUGACAAGCAAGUCGACUUGCCGAGACCAGUUCCACCGGAAAAUGAUACUAGGGAACAGGACCAAGAGAUGAGUCAAAGGAGUUUCCUUGGAAGUGUUUCGUCAGUAACUCCGGAUCAUACUACACAACCUAUCAACCCACGCGGCAGUCAUUCACUAGGUGACCAUGAGGUGACAGCGUACGACUUUGACCCGGCAAUUACACGGGUGGAACCACUGAAACAUACUGAUGGUGUGACGGGACGUACUAUACCAGGUAAGCCUGUUCCUGAGUAUCGUGGAGCAUUGGGGACAAUUUAUCGUCCGUUACCUCAGGUACCGUUGGAAAAGAUCAAGCUC